This is a messenger RNA of Cladophialophora carrionii CBS 160.54, 2088 nucleotides long. RefSeq lists its product as uncharacterized. The coding region runs from base 1 to 2088 and encodes 695 amino acids. Gene Ontology annotation, biological process: positive regulation of transcription by RNA polymerase II. Gene Ontology annotation, molecular function: metal ion binding; transcription cis-regulatory region binding. The record is from RefSeq and is a predicted model, not a curated record. NCBI's taxonomy places the organism in Eukaryota, Fungi, Ascomycota, Eurotiomycetes, Chaetothyriales, Herpotrichiellaceae. The transcript has a single exon.
AUGUCAUCCAGCGCCACCUCUCUCCAGCCCGCGAGCAAACUUCCUCCGGCCUCGUCAGCGUCGAAUUACUCUCAAGCUGCCCCCGAUAACUCCUUUUCUAAACGAACCCUCGGCUCAGGAAGUGCUGGGCCGUCUGCUCUGACGCGUCAGACUUCGCAGGCGCGCGGGAACCAGCCCCUCCGGAAACAGCACAAGCAACAAAAGAAGCCACGGCUCAUUGAUGAGGAUGAGACACACGCCAUGAGAUCAGUCAACUCGAGAAAAGGACAAACGUCGAUUACCCACUUGAUGAACUUCACCCUCCCUCCUCGGCCCCAACACCAUCUUCAGCACUACAAUCACCGUCACAAUCAAACACGCCAUCGGACCUGGGGACUCGGCUCGGGCUACCAUGCCGUUGACAAGGCUCGCUACGUCCACGCAAACUACCGCUUCAUUGUCCGACCCGAUCGAGAAUAUCAUGCUCAGACAGUCGAUGCAGACAUUUAUGUUAGCUGGGAUGCCGUCCUUCAAGUCCUUGCCUCGGCCGAGACUCAAGAUACAAGCUGUCCGAUCUGUCUAUCCACUCCGGUAGCCCCACGAAUGGCCAAGUGUGGUCACAUCUACUGCCUAUCAUGUCUUAUCCGCUACAUGCAUUCGACCGACGAGUCCAAUCCUGUUCCCGAGAAGCGAGCCAGGUGGAAAAAGUGUGCCAUUUGCGAGGACAGCAUUUACAUGUCAGAUACCAGGCCCGUUAGGUGGAUAUACGGCAACGACGUGAGCCUGCUAAGAGAAGGUGGCGAUAUACUUCUGAAGCUGCUGAAGCGAGAGCCAGGCUCAACACUUGCCCUACCCCGUGACACUGCUGAGAGCUAUGGGCGAUCUGACGACAUCCCUUGGUUCCAUGUUGCCGGCAUGAUGGACUACGCACGCUUCAUGAAAGGUGGUGAAGACUACAUGGUUGCUCAAUAUGACCAGGAGAUUGCAGACCUUGACACUCAGGGCAAGGAAGACGAGCUAAUGUUUGGCGACGACAAUACCUGGACGCGCAAAGCGGUACUAGCUAUUGAAGAUCUUAAGCAGAAAUUGUCGGGCUUGGGCAACCCUCCUGCGGCGGGACCGACAACUUCGGCCUGCACGAAGCAAGCUGAAGUGCCAGAGUCCUGGGAUGCAGCCGAUCAGCAACAGGACUCUAUCCUAACCACUGCUCUGCAAGAGAUGUCGCUCAGUCCGAUCGCCAUUCCCGCGAAAUCCGCCCCACUCCCGCCCAGGCCUGGACAUGCCCCCCCUCGACCUCUGGCUCAUUCAUUCUACUUCUACCAUGCAUUGCCAAAUUUCUUCCUUUCACCACUGGACAUUCGUAUUCUCAAGGCUGCUUUCGGCGACUUCUCGGCAUUUCCUUCAACCAUCCUUCCACGGGUGGAGCACAUCUCAACGGGUCAUGUCAUAGAUGAUGACCUUCGCAAACGAGCAAAAUAUAUGGCUCAUUUGCCGUAUGGCUUUGAAGUGAGUUUCCUGGAGUGCGACUGGACAGAUGUCAUCAGUCCCGCCAUCUUAGAACAGUUUAAAGAGGAGAUUUCCCGACGGAGGAAGAGGAAUUCAGAAAAGGAAGCACGAGAAGAGAGGGAUAGAAUACGAGCAGAGAAAGAGGAGGAGGACAAACGUUGGGCAGCCGCUAGACGACCACGUAGACCCAGUGUCGGCACCAAGAGCUUUACCGACACUGAUUUCCAACCACUGGUCGACCCAUCAACUCAUGCCAGCUCUUCGCCAGGCUUAGAGUCCAAUCUAGCGACAACGCCUCCGUGGGGCAACAACAGAGCCCAAUCCGCGUUUGCAACCCUGGCCACUCCUGGUACAAGUCCCGAUGCUCCCAGAACCGUUUGGGGUACCACAGCAGUGGCUCCGACGACACCACCCGUGAUGGCUGCGCCAGCUCCAACUGUACAAGUAGAUGACGGGUGGCUUCAAGACUGGGAAAAAGACCUACUGGAUGAGGGCGAGGCUGUGGCCAUGGUCGAGGCAAGUUUGAGUGGCGGAGGCCGGCAAAAGAAAGGCAAGAAGAAGAAGAUUACACUAAUGUCCACGGGCAACCGCCGGACCGCUUGA